Eurypyga helias (sunbittern) is the source of this 643-nucleotide messenger RNA. It is a transcript of the gene VAMP4, whose product is annotated as vesicle-associated membrane protein 4. Gene Ontology annotation, biological process: vesicle-mediated transport; Golgi ribbon formation. Gene Ontology annotation, cellular component: membrane. The transcript is spliced from 7 exons. The annotation marks the transcript as partial. Lineage: Eukaryota; Metazoa; Chordata; Aves; Eurypygiformes; Eurypygidae. The record is from RefSeq and is a predicted model, not a curated record.
GGGUGGGGUGGAACGGCAAACCCGAGCCCAGGAGGAGUCCUUUGGCGUGAAGCAGAGGAGCUGCCCGACCGCUCUGCUCUCCAGCCUGGCCGUAGCCUUCGCCCAGGUCGGGAGUUUGGAAGGGUCGACCCCUUUGGACGUGCUGUUCGUGCCCAGCGGGUUUCCUUCCAGUCGUCCUUCACACCUGCGGCCAUCAGAUGGCAGGAAGAACCACGUCCCCCGAAUCCACAACGGAUCCGACUUCCCAGGUGGUUUGGGGUUGUUUUUUUUCCUGUGUUUGCAGAGGAACCUGUUGGAGGAAGAUUCGGAUGAAGAGGAAGACUUUUUCUUGAGAGGGCCUUCCGGACCAAGAUUUGGACCCAGGAACGACAAGAUCAGGCAUGUUCAGAACCAGGUGGACGAAGUCAUUGACGUUAUGCAGGAGAACAUCACCAAGGUGAUAGAAAGAGGCGAGCGGCUGGAUGACCUGCAGGAUAAAUCAGAAAGCUUAUCAGACAACGCAACGGCUUUUAGCAACAGAGCCAAGCAGCUGCGGAGACAGAUGUGGUGGCGAGGCUGCAAGGUGAAGGCGAUCAUAGCGCUGGUGGCAGUCAUUCUCCUGCUUGUCAUCAUCGUACCUGUCGUCCUGAAGUACCAUACCUGA